AUGAAGGAUCCUCAUCAAAAAUAUCCCCCCAAACACACCCAAGGUGCCCCAGCACCAUCGUCUCUCCUAAUCCGUCGUCCAAUCGCAACAAAUUCUCGCAUAAAACAAGAUCAGAAUGUUCGCAGAGACAUGUACCUUGCAUUCGUCAACAAUGCUCUCCACGAAAAGUCAAUUGGAAACAGCGAAUCCUUCGAUCAACUCGUCAACCAAUUCAACUUCAAGUCAUCCAGCAAUGAUGCUCCAACGCAACCAGCUCAAUUGCGAGUUUGGAUUGCUGCUCUCUCUCACAUCGUUUCGCGUCUUGAGCGCACACACUCUGCACUGGUCGAAGCAUUAGUAAACAUGCCUUGGACAACUCUCGAUAGCGCGACAGUAAAGUCAUACACUGUAUUCAUCGGAAUGCUUCUCAGUGCCCGUCCAGAGUAUCUGUCUCUCGUCCUUGGCAAAAUAGCUCAAGGAUUUACACAUCGUGCUCCUCUCACUCGUCGCGUGAUAUAUGACAGAUUGCACAAUCUUCUUGGUCACAUUCUCUCCCUUAUCCCAACUUUGCCCUCAACCCUUCAGCCCCUCCUUGUUCGCCAUUUUCCCCAUAAACGUCAAAACCAAGUUGUACAGACGACGUACAUUCGCAACCUUCUCAGAGUGUCAACAUACUGCCCUGAGCUCUCUGACAAGAUCUUGGCGACAAUUGUAGAUCGCGCCAUACAAAUCGAUGUUGAGAUCCAGGUUGAAAUCGAAGAACUAGAAGAGGAAGAAAAUAUACAGGAUCAGGAUGAUAUGGUCAAGAAGCUCGAUGCUAUUCUUACCCUUAUAUUCCAACAUUUUCACCGCACAUAUACCUCCCUAUCAGCUUCCUCAUCCUCGAAUACUCGCCUUUCAUCUCCCGCUGAACUACUGCCAUUACCUCCAUUACCCUCUACCCUCACCAUCCCACUGACGCCAUCGUUCGACAGCCACGCCCAGGCAUCAAAAUCUAGUUCCCUACGUAUACAGUUCCAUUCCUUGCUCUCCAUCUUUGACCGCACCAUUCUCCGGACGUUUAAAUCACGCUAUACACAAUUCCUCGUGUUCUGGUACACCUCCCUCGACCCAGAAUUCGCGGACAUCUUUCAAGGGAUGCUCGUCGACCGGGCUUUCUCUCCAACAACACCAGAACUUACACGAGCAGCAGCGGCAUCUUACAUUGGUAGCUUCGUAUCACGAGCAACUUUUGUGGACGGCGACGGCGCGAGGAGGGUAGUUGCCGUGCUGUGUGAAUACCUUCAAGCUCACCUUGACGGCGUGGAGGAGGCCAUUAAGCUUCAUGGUGAUGACUGGGUAGGAGGGGCGCAGCAUGCUGUUUUCUAUGCUGUUGCACAGGCUGUGUUUUUAAUUUUUUGUUUUCGUUGGAGAGAUCUUUUGCAAGACGCAGAUGUUGAUGACGAGGUUGGGCUCAGGUCGAGCAAUGUGAGUGGGAAGAAUAAAUGGAUACCUGAGUUGAGCGUGUUAAAGAGGGUUGUGAUAUCUGUUUUGAAUCCGUUGAAGGUCUGCUCCCCUAACGUGGUGAUGCAGUUCGCUCGCGUUGCGCACCACACUGACUUCAUAUACUGCUACACAAUUCUCGAGUCCAAUAAACGAUCAGAAUACGGCCCCUCCCCUAACUCUAUCCCAAAUUCCAACACCACUCUGAACACGUUUUUCCCUUUCGACCCAUAUCGCCUCCCCAGAUCAAACGUCUUCAUUCAGGGAGUGUAUAGAGAAUGGGCGGCCGUUGCGAUAGACGACGACGACGACGAUGACGAAAAUGAAGACGAAGAUGGGUGCAAAGACAUAGACGACCUGGCAGGCAACGGGUACCUGAACAUUCCGCAACCUUCACGGAGCCAGGAUGAGGACGAUACCGGGCUAGGAGCAUCGUUGGGGGGGAUGAGCAUUAGCCCAAAGUUUCGGUGA
Messenger RNA from Laccaria bicolor S238N-H82, 1932 nucleotides. RefSeq names its product RNA polymerase I-specific transcription initiation factor RRN3 family protein. Gene Ontology annotation, biological process: transcription initiation at RNA polymerase I promoter. Gene Ontology annotation, cellular component: nucleus. The transcript has 10 exons. NCBI's taxonomy places the organism in Eukaryota, Fungi, Basidiomycota, Agaricomycetes, Agaricales, Hydnangiaceae. Gene Ontology annotation, molecular function: RNA polymerase I general transcription initiation factor activity; RNA polymerase I core binding. The record is from RefSeq and is a predicted model, not a curated record. Bases 1 to 1932 code for a protein of 643 amino acids.